This is a messenger RNA of Rosa rugosa (rugosa rose), 670 nucleotides long. RefSeq names its product ubiquitin-ribosomal protein eL40 fusion protein-like. NCBI's taxonomy places the organism in Eukaryota, Viridiplantae, Streptophyta, Magnoliopsida, Rosales, Rosaceae. Gene Ontology annotation, cellular component: nucleus; ribosome; cytoplasm. Gene Ontology annotation, molecular function: ubiquitin protein ligase binding; protein tag activity; structural constituent of ribosome. The coding region runs from base 16 to 483 and encodes 155 amino acids. Gene Ontology annotation, biological process: protein ubiquitination; translation; modification-dependent protein catabolic process. The transcript has 4 exons. The record is from RefSeq and is a predicted model, not a curated record.
AACGAUUUGUGAGGUAUGAGAAAUGCAACCCUAGCCGAAGCUUAUAAAACCCUGAGGAUCCCAUUUGAGGCUCCCACAAACAAGAGCCGCCGCAAGAUGCAGAUUUUCGUGAAGACCCUAACGGGGAAGACCAUCACUCUCGAGGUCGAGAGCAGCGACACCAUCGACAAUGUCAAGGCCAAGAUCCAAGACAAGGAAGGCAUCCCCCCGGACCAGCAGCGUUUGAUUUUCGCCGGAAAGCAGCUCGAAGACGGCCGCACCUUGGCCGACUACAACAUCCAGAAAGAGUCGACUCUUCAUCUGGUGCUGAGGCUCCGUGGAGGUAUCAUCGAGCCUUCUUUGAUGGCCUUGGCUCGCAAGUACAAUCAGGAGAAGAUGAUUUGCAGAAAAUGUUAUGCUCGUCUGCACCCAAGGGCUGUCAACUGUAGGAAGAAGAAGUGUGGCCACAGCAAUCAGUUGAGGCCAAAGAAGAAGAUCAAGUAAACUGCUUGAAGUUCUAGGCUUGAGUUUGAAGUUUAUAUUUUGGUUCUACCUUUUUUGAUAAAUCAGAAUUUGCUUUGUCCAAUAGUGGAAUCAUUGUAGUUUAUAUUAACCCUACUGGAUUUGGGAUGAAUUUCAUGUUUGAUAAUAUUCUACCAUCAUUUUAUAAUAACCAGAAACACUUGACAAA